Molecule: messenger RNA, 771 nt
Organism: Glossina fuscipes
Lineage: Eukaryota; Metazoa; Arthropoda; Insecta; Diptera; Glossinidae
Gene: ATPsynD
Product: ATP synthase subunit d, mitochondrial
Exons: 2
Coding region: 178-720 (180 amino acids)
Biological process (GO): proton motive force-driven ATP synthesis
Molecular function (GO): proton transmembrane transporter activity
Source: RefSeq, a predicted model, not a curated record
GCAAGUACCUUGCAAAAAAAUUACAUAAUUCUUUGCUUUUAAAGCCUUCCGUAAAUUUAAAAAUUGAAUUUAUGACGCUAAUACUAACUUGUGAAAAAUCUAAGAGAAGAUAAAACUCUUUCCUUUUCUUCAAUUUUAUUUUUGCUAAAAAAUUCUGUUUGAUAAUUGCUGUUGAAGAUGGCUGCACGUCGUAUUGCUAAAUCUUCUAUUAAUUGGUCGGCUUUGGCUGAACGUGUGCCACCAAAUCAAAAAGCUCAGUUUGCUGCCUUUAAAAUCAAAUCGGAUGUUUAUAUGCGUGCCGUCAUGUCUAACCCCGAAACAGCACCAAAAAUUGAUUGGGCUCAUUAUAAGAAUCUAAUUCCUAUUCCCGGUUUGGUAGAUACUUUCCAGAAACAUUACGAAGCUUUGAAAGUGCCCUACCCACCAGAUAAUGUUACUUCUCAGGUAGAAACUCAAGCUAAAGAAGCCAAAGCUGAAGUCGAGUCGUUUAAAAAAAGUUCUGAGCAACGCAUUGCCCAAUACAAAAAGGAGAUCGCUCAUCUGAAUUCUCUGUUGCCAUAUAAUCAAAUGACUAUGGAAGAUUAUCGCGACUCAUUCCCUGAUUUAGCUUUGGAUAGUGCUAAUCGACCUACUUUCUGGCCUCAUAAUCCUGAGGAACAAGUUGGUUACGUAUCGAAAGAACAAGAGGCUGCUCGGGCUGAGCAUGCCAAAGAGCAUUAAGCAUUUCAAAUGCAAGGAGCUUAAUUAUAAGAUAUAAAAAUUUGUGACUAC